Messenger RNA from Lates calcarifer (barramundi perch), 2997 nucleotides. It is a transcript of the gene abhd11, whose product is annotated as abhydrolase domain containing 11. Gene Ontology annotation, cellular component: mitochondrion. Lineage: Eukaryota; Metazoa; Chordata; Actinopteri; Centropomidae. The record is from RefSeq and is a predicted model, not a curated record. The transcript is spliced from 6 exons. Bases 151 to 1056 code for a protein of 301 amino acids.
UCAGCUGUUGACAGCUUGAAGCUUAGCUUCCUUCAAUCUCGACCUCCGGGACGCUGUGGAUGUACUCUCACCGAGUCUCUGUCGCCACCGCGGCCGUUUUUAAACGCACAUGCUGUUUGUCGACCGCCCGGUAACGGAGCAUAUGCUGCCAUGAGUACUUUGUGUCGCCUGAUCCAGAGGGGACUGCUGAGCGGCCGGCCGUCCUGUCGCUUAUUCCCAGGACAGCAGCAUGUCCGGACCGCCAGCUCAUCCAGCCCAGUCAACUUGACCUAUGAUGUCUUCGAUGGGAAGGGAGACAGCACUCCCCUGGUGUUUCUUCAUGGCCUUUUUGGCAGCAAAUCCAACUUCCACUCAAUAGCGAAGUCGUUGGUGCAGCGCACAGGUCGAAAGGUGCUGACUGUAGAUGCCCGUAACCAUGGCAACAGCCCACACAGCCCCGUGCUGACCUACGAAGCGAUGACCGGCGAUUUGAAGCACCUGCUCGCUCAGCUGCGCAUUGAGAAGUGCAUCCUCAUCGGCCACAGCAUGGGAGGGAAAACGGCUAUGACGACCGCUCUGACACAGGCUGGUUUAGUGGAGAGGUUGGUGGUAGUGGACAUCAGUCCAGCCCAGACCACCACACGCACCAACUUCCGUUAUUACAUCCAGGCCAUGCAGGAGGUGAAGAUCUCCAGUGACAUCCCACGCUCCACCGCCAGGCGGAUGGCUGAGGAUCAGCUGCGCAGUUUGGUCAAGGAGCACUCGGUGCGUCAGUUCCUGUUGACGAAUCUUGUGGAGCUGAACGGACACUAUGCUUGGAGGGUCAACUUGGAGGCCAUCUCAGCGCACCUUGAUAGCAUCAUGAGUUUCCCCGACUUCCCCAACACAGUCUAUGAGGGACCUACACUGUUUUUAGGUGGAGCCAGUUCUGCUUAUAUCAGCUCAGAGGAUUACCCAGAAAUCCAGAGGCUGUUCCCUAAUGCUGACAUCCAGUACAUCCCAGACGCGAGCCACUGGAUCCACGCAGAUAAACCCUUAGAUUUCAUCAGCUCCAUCAUCUCCUUCCUUCAGUCCUAGCUGCCUCCUGUCUACACCUCAGAACUGUUUUUAUGCUCUGCAGCCCUGAGCGCCCGCUCGCCGAAAACGAAGGUGAGAAUUCAGCAGCUUCAGCAAGAGCGAGUGGAGUCAUUAAUGAUGCUAAUGUUUGCAAACACUGGACCAAACUCGCCCUUUUACAGUAGUCAGUUCUUACCUUUUAACAGUGUCAAAUUUAGUGUAGUGUAGUGUAGGCUUUUAUUUUGUUUAAUCUCUCUGCCAGACAGGUAGUGUUACUAGAUUUGCUAGUUUCUAGAUGUGUUUUCAUUGAUUUUUAGAGUAGUUUAGUAUGUGUAGACAAUAGCAAGGAAAAUUACUCAAAUUUAACAUAAUGGGGCUGUUUUGGAGGUGAUAUACUAAUCCAAAGAAACUCUCAUUUGCACAGUGCUUUCUUUAUGUUGAUACAUUUAUGCCAGUAUAAUAGAGAAAGUGGAUUUAGGCCAAGUACAAUCUGGGACCGCCGAAGUGGACCAGCAGUAAGACAGUUAGAUAUGAAACUUUUGACAGCACUGGAAUGAAACAAAUAAUGUAUAUCUGAGAAGCUCGUCUUGGAGAGAAGUGAGGAAUGUGCAAAGCAAAAAUAGUUUCUUUGCCCAUGGGAGUUUGGUAUCAAGUGUCAGGUGGUUGUAGCUCAGCAAAGAGGCUGUAAUACAGACUUUAUGUGUACAGAUGGUAUGUUGUAGAAAUUUGAUAAUAUACUCAAUAUGUAUAUUAUGAGUGAUAUAUUCAAUAUUUUGGUCUGGAACUUUAUUUUCUCCCAUCCUCUCCUCUGUGUAUCUGCUGUAUGUCAGAGGUGAGGAUUUACAGGUCACAAUUCUAGCUCAUGGAGAGCACUGGUUAUAUUUUUGUCAAUGAAAACCAAGGUGAAACGCUCAGAUGCAGUAUUCAGUACAAUCUGUUUCCUGAAUAUCUCAGGUUACAACUCGACAUGCUAGUUAUUACACACUUAUACUCCUCCUCUGUCUGUCUGUCUGGCAAUAAGCCAUGGUAAUGUCGUUGUGUCUUUGUAUUUGGUCAGUCCGAUCAGUAUUAUGAUGAAACAUGUUUUACUGAUUUAUUAUCUGUAUCUCACUUAUCUUUACAUCUAAGGCGCAAGGCUAUAUGGGUAUCUCACAAAUAUAUGCUGCAACAAUGUAUGUUGUUAUCUAAUCGUAAUAGUGUUAAUGUCAUUUCUGUUUCCAUGGGUUUGAACAGUACAGUCCAGUAGUGAAACUGCCAUCUGUAUGAAUAAGCAGGGUGUUGUACAUUUGUAUGUGCCUCUUUUGUGGAGAGCUCCUUUUCCAUUUCUGUAAAACUUGAUAAAAAACAAAAACAAAAAAAACAUUUUAUUCUACAAUAAUACUACUACUAGCAGACUAGAUUGGCAGCUGGGUUGCCAGUUCUGUGUGAAUUUUCUCACAAGAGAGCUUAACACGUGAGGGUGUAUGCCCUCAUGAACCUAGAUGUUUACCACAGUCAGUGUUUUUCUGUUUGUUUGAUGUGAAUAUGGAAGUCUAAAAGGCUUUAAAUGAUCAGAAUUAAGUUGAGUGAAACUCCCCUUAUCGAAUUCUUUUCAUGAAGCUCCAGUUAGUGGAGAAACAAACCCUUCGUCGUCCUCAAUCACAGGACAGAUGUGUCUUGCUGCACAAUAUGAAUAGAUAGUUUAGGAGGGAUUGGGUGGUGCGGACAUAUGAAUGCAGGUCCAGCUUCAGCUUCUUUGGUGUUACAGUGGGACGACAAUAUUUCAAAGGGGAACAAUGUCUGAGUUGACAAUAGAAAAGUGAAUUUAUUCAGUAACAUUGAAAAGCGUUUAAGCCUGUGAUCAUCUGUUCAGGAUUGUAUAUUGUUUCACUGUGAGCAUGCCUUUACUCUCGUCAUCAGGUGUGACCUUGCUGUGCUGUAUACGUCUCAGUUUGUUGAACAUGUUCCCACGAUAGUGACACU